GGCAUUAAAAUGUUUCAUUCCAUUUCGCUUCACAAUUUCGCAAGAGAGCGUCGAAGGCUGAAGAACGAAUAGGCUUAAACCCCAUUUCCGAAACCCUUGGAGUAUUUUAAAAAAACCAGUAGGCUUCUUACCAUUUUCAAAACCCUUGAAUUCUUUAAGAACGAGUACACUUAAUACCCAUUUCCAAAUAUCCUUUGAAUACUUAAACCUGAAACUUUUGAUGUUGCACGGGAAUCUGUCAUAGUUUUCUGAUAUCUUUUGAAUAAAAUUCUUUUCAUUCCUUAUCCAUGCAGCAUUUUGCACUUGCAAGACUUAUUCUGCAACGCUUUGUUGGGUAGAAAUCUCAACACAAAAUGAGAGCUGUUCGUUUUGCUUCAUACUUUUUUCCAUUGAAAAAUCGGUGGGUCUCAGCAAGAAAUAUUGCAGAAGUAUCAACUGAACUAGAACACAAGAACCCGACUCCAAAAAGACAGGCCCGAGUGCACAAAGUUGAACCCCAGUCACAUGUAUAUGCGACUUCUGAUUUCCACGAUCAUCGUGCGAUGCAACUGGUAUUCCUUGGCACCUCAUCAUCUGUGCCCACAUGCAAUAGAAACAAUUCAUGUAUUGCUCUCAGAUUAGUUGGGACAGUCUACCUUUUUGACUGUGGUGAAGGUGCCCAGAAGCAGAUCAUAAAAACUCCUUUUCAACAGCGUGGGGUUGACAAGAUAUUUAUCACUCAUAUGCAUGGUGACCAUAUAUUUGGGCUUCCAGGUGUUUUGAUUGGAUUAACACUUUGUCCAUCAAAGGGGAAGGAUCCCAUUGAAAUUUAUGGUCCACAAGGCCUACGGAAUUGGCUUCGGGUCACUCUGAAUGCAUCAUAUGUGAGGGUGCCCACUAAAUAUGUAGUGCAUGAGUUAAUCUUGAAAAAGGAUAGCAGUACCAAGUUUUCUCUAGAAAGCCACAAGAAAGAGGUCCUGCAUGAAGAUGAACUCCAAGGAAGGGAUAUUUAUCAGUCUAAAGAUGGUUUAUGGGAUUUGUUUUCAGAUGGCAACUAUAGAGUGCAAGCAGGUCUAGUGAAACACAGUAUACCAUGCUGGGGUUUUGUUUUGGAAGAGCAUACACGUAUUGGAAGAUUCAUGGUGGAACAUGCUGAGCGAUUGGGUGUAGAACCGGGUGAAAAGCGUGCUUUACUCCAACAGGGUCAAUCUGUUUUUGUGGAUGGAAAACAGAUAAAGCCCUCUGAUGUUCUUGGUCCUCCUCGUAGGGGUCGAAAAGUUGCAAUGGCUGGAAAAUUUGCCAGAAUAAUCAAUGCCGAGAGUCUAAUCUUAACCCACUUUGGUGGAAAAUUCACUACUGCCAAUUGUAUAAAUAAUUCGGUGAAUGCUGCAAGAAAGGCUUUUGGAAAAACUAAUGUGUUGGCUGCAAGUGAUUUACUUGCGGUGACAAUUCGGUUCCCAGAUGAUGAUCAUGUCUAAUAUUCUGUUCCUACCAAAAGCUACAGGAUGCAUUGAUCUUUGAUGAAGUUUUUAUUAUCAUCACAAGAUCUUGGACCGUAUAUAGAGAAAUUUGUUGCGAAUGGGGGCUAAUUGUUGCAAUCAAAAUAAUCAAGGGGUUUUUCGACUGCAAGUUUCUGAAUUAUAAAGUGCUCUCAGCUUGAUGUCGAAACAGAGGCAUGGAAGGAUUUGCUUGACAGAGAUUUUUUAUAUUUACUUGAAUCGAUAUAUAUUCUUUAAGAGGGAUCUUUAAGAAGGGGUUAUAUGGAACCAUGAGACGAACUAUUUUUCUGAAAUAGGGGUCCCAUGAGAAGAAGAAAAUUAUGCUACAGGACAAAAUUGAAUCUGAUGCAAGAAAAUAAGAGCUGUUACUUUUUACAAUUUAGAUUUAAGCGGGCAUCUUUAGGGUGGCAAUCAAAAGAUCAUGUAUGAUAUACAGUCUUGGGUAUUAUUUAAAUUUGUGGGCAAAGAUACAGACAGCAUGCUAGGAAUGCAUGGAAUGCUUCCAUCUACCGUGCAUUUCAGAGCUCAAGCUAGUUACACUGCAUCUUCUCUUGUUUUUGCACUGUAUCUUCCCUUGUUUUUAUUUUUAUUUUGAAGAAUUCUUCAUAUAAAAGGUCCCUUUUAACCUUACAUUAUCCACAAUUACUGUAGCAACCUUGAACGCAAAGAGUUAACCCUAUAUUAUAUGAUAAGCAAUCUUGCCAGAAUUUAAUUA
Cryptomeria japonica (Japanese cedar) is the source of this 2193-nucleotide messenger RNA. RefSeq lists its product as uncharacterized. Bases 354 to 1457 code for a protein of 367 amino acids. The record is from RefSeq and is a predicted model, not a curated record. The transcript has 11 exons. Gene Ontology annotation, molecular function: 3'-tRNA processing endoribonuclease activity. Gene Ontology annotation, cellular component: nucleus. NCBI's taxonomy places the organism in Eukaryota, Viridiplantae, Streptophyta, Pinopsida, Cupressales, Cupressaceae.